AUGAUAACAUACGACUUUUAUCAGACGGAGGAUAAGGUUAUAAUCACAAUUUUAAAGAAGGGCUUGGAGUCAAGUCAGUGCAAAGUGGCAUAUGAUGAUGCUACCUUGACGGUGUACGCUGGAGAUGAAAUUAUAUUUGAUACUGAAUUGCUAUAUCCUGUAAUGGCUGAUAACAUACAGUUGAAGUGUAGCAACUCAAUGGUACAGUUUUUGAUAACCUGGGGAAGUUCUACUGUUGAAGUUACGCUGAAAAAGAUAAUUGCGCAACACUGGGAAACGUUGGAGAGGAAGAAGCCGGUUGAAAUGAAAAAAAAGAAUUUGCUUGCUCAAAUGGGAGUUAAUUCUGCCUUAAAUACAACUCGUUUGUCGUUGGCAAAAGAAGCCGAAGAAGAUGAAGAAAAAGCUGAGGGGGAGAACUCAGUCAACAAACUUUUUCAGGCAAGUUUCUGCAAUUGUCAGCUAACCAGCAAGUUGUAUCUCUCGUUUGGUCGUGACACGACCAGUUUUUUAAUUUAUUGGAAUUUUGUUUUUCCAAUGAAAAAAAUUUAUGCUGAGUCCAGCGAUGAUGUUAAAAAAGCAAUGUUGAAAUCAUAUACUGAGAGUGCAGGAACUGUGUUAAGCACCAACUGGAAUGAUAUAAAGUCAAAGAAAACUGAAAUAAAGCCACCAGAAGGUAUGGAGUUCAAGAAAUGGUAG
This is a messenger RNA of Enterobius vermicularis (human pinworm), 696 nucleotides long. NCBI's taxonomy places the organism in Eukaryota, Metazoa, Nematoda, Chromadorea, Rhabditida, Oxyuridae. The record is from the annotation of a GenBank genome assembly.